Megalopta genalis is the source of this 2985-nucleotide messenger RNA. The record is from RefSeq and is a predicted model, not a curated record. NCBI's taxonomy places the organism in Eukaryota, Metazoa, Arthropoda, Insecta, Hymenoptera, Halictidae.
GCUUAUAAUAUUGCCGUAUUAUUAAACGAACGCAUUGAGGAUCGUGCUUUAUGAAAAACGGCGCAUGAACGAUCGAUAUGCCUAUCUGUCUGUAAACUAUGUAAUCGUUGCGGACUGUACGUGUUUAUGGAUGUUUCGAUGGUUGACAGCUGUCAAUCGUACAUAGGUUGGUAGUGAGUCACCGCAUCGUCAGUGGAACUAGGUGAAGACCGCUUGCAUCGGCAGAGAAACCUAAAAAUUCCAGCACUUGCUUUUUUGGUCUACAAGUUUUGUGCUGGUCCACCACAGGUAUCACGCACCAUCACCUACCCUCUUUUGUUCAGAUGUCCAGGUAUUUUUUCGAUAUAACCGGCAUGGCGUCUAGUUCCGUCAGCCAGGAGGACUUUGACAAUGACUAUGAAUUAACGUCGAGGAGGUCCAGAAUUAGAACAGCGCGGGCAAGGGUUGGUCCACCCAGAGCAGGAGACACCUCUUCAAUAAACUUUCAAAAAAAUGCACCAAAUGUGGAAGAAUCCCAAGGCGUGUGUGAAACAAGCUCAAACAGUGCACCUGGUCACGAGAAUCAACAGAACAAACCAAUAAUGAGGAAACAAGAUAAACGUGUUACUGGCCGUGUCUUUAGUGUCGUAUCCUGUUUGCACAGGCCAACGCACAUAAAUAAGGGCAAGCAGCAACGCGAUAGACGAAAACUUAGGGAAAAGAGACGAAGCACCGGAGUAGUGCAUUUACCGUCGACGGAGAGUACAGGAGGUAGUACAGGAGAAGAUGAAGAAGAGCUUAGUGGCACUUGUCUUGAAACUAAACACAACACAUAUCACAAUGAGUUCCUUGAUCCUGAACUCAUAGAAGAACGGACAGCAAAAAUGUUUACACAAAGGCGGAUCAAAAGGCAUUACCGUACUUCCUACAGGUCAUGUAUAAAUAGGCACAGUUGCCACUCCGAUUUCGAAGCAGAUGACGAAGAAUUUGAUUCAUUGAACCAGUCGGACAGUGUCAACCAGUCGGAUCAUGGUAACCAUGAACCCCAAACAUCGGUGAACACUGGGAACAGGCCCAGAGUGCCUACACCAACAGGAGAUAAUCCCCAUGAGUUAAUAGAACGAGCCCAGGAGGAGAACAGGAGGCUACUGUCGCUUCUCGAGGAUCGAGAUCACAAGAUCAUGGCCUUGGAGGCGCGUUUGUUGCAGCAGCAACACGAAAUGACCCUGGAACGGGAACGACUGCGGGAAGAGAACGCGGCAUUGAUUCGCGCAAUGGCGGCCUUGGCCAGCAAUUAAUUAUUCUCUUUACCCGGGGCAGCCCGACGACGCACCGUCAAUCCUACGGAUCGAUUCUUAGAUAUCGCGGAUCAGCCGUGAAUUAAGCAACAUAUACCAAUAGUUUCCAUUAAUCGUGAAUUUACUUGUUAAUAAAUAGCCGAGACAGGCACAUAGCGAAGCGGCUUUUAAGAUGAUAUGCGAACGCGGAAACAAAAACGACGAUACAAUUCGGAAACGCGAAAGAGAAUCAGGAUAAGUUAACGCUAUAAUAGUACCGUGCUGCAAAUAUUCUUCUGUAUAUCAUGUUUUUUUCGGUAAACAAGCAAUAGAUCUCGUCGCGCGAGCAGAAGAGAAAUAAUCAUAAUUUAUCUGCUUCAUUUAUAGAGCUUUAGUUGAGUGAAUUUUAUUAACGCAGUGGAGAGAGCAAAGAAGAAAAAAGUAUAUAUAUAUAUAAAGUAUAAAUAUCUAAAUAUAUAUAUUGUUUUGCGUCGUCGUAUUGUUGGUAUCUACUCAUGGUCGAUAAGGUGGGGAUAAUUAUGUUUCUCGCGAUGUAACCACGUAAAUGAUAGACGAGGUGCUCCGAGUUUGUUAUGAUAUCGUUGUUAGACCAGCGAUUGAGAAUCAUCGUCGAAUCUAUGCUUGACACGAUCGCAGACCUUUUAAGAACCGGCGUUUUAUACUGUGAAUAUGAUCUACAGUAGCGUGGCGUGCAAAAGUAUCCGUCUAAAAUCAUUUUUCAAUGAAAUCAUUUCCCGUAGCGGUACAGAAUAUUAACGUAUAGAAAAUGCUCCGCAUUAAUAUUACAUACAGGAGAAAUUUCCUACAAAUAUCGUAACGAUAGGACCUAUAGAGUACAUUAAACUGUUUUGUACCCCGUAGAAUUUGCACGUCAUCGCGCAUCGGUGAUGCUCGACCAUUGUCGUGCGGUGUCACUUUUUUUACCCGCGAAGAUGUCCGCUUCGCCUUGUCUAUCUCAUCGGUGUAAGGUUUAAGGAAAACGGCGUAAUACGUUUUGAAAUUAUGGAUUCGUGCGACCCGUUCUUUGCAACAGAGAGGCACAAAAAAAAUAAUUCCGUACCGCAUUUAAUUCGACCGAAAACAAGGGACCGUGAUUUGAGUAGGAAGCGAGGCAAACGAGUUCAGAAGACAAAGCACGAAUCCCCUAUUUACUACUACUUGUAUACCGUUACAACUAGAGCUCCGGACUUGUCCAUUGAAUCUGUCACCGUAAAUGAGUUUAAUUACUUGUGAUCGUUUAAUCGCAGAAGCGGAUACCAUCCGGAGCUUCAGUUACAACCUAUUUUACAGCCAAGCGUGUGUACAGGAUGAUCCAUGUAACGCGACACAGUGUAAGCAGUCGUUGGAAGAUGGAACCCUCUGUGCACAUGCUAGUGCAGGAGACUGAGAAUGCGAGUGCAUUGUGCAUGUGAGCGAGCAUUAUCGAGAGAAAGUAACAGGUCGAAUUUGUAACUUACGUACUUGAUCGUAUGCACAAUCAUAUUUUUAUUUGUCAAGAGGACUGCUCGGAAACGAGGGAACCAUGUGCAGCAGCGGCCAUCUUGGUUCCACCUAAUCGUCGAUUUCAGUUUUCGAAGAAAGCGUGUCGACAGAGAUUGCUCGGUCUAAGAUGAUUGAACCCGACUCCAUCGCAAGAAUUUGGGAAUUUGGAAACUUUAUUAUAUUCGAAAUUCGAUAUUUUCUGUCUAAAUAAACAUGUUCUUAAUAA